Molecule: messenger RNA, 3520 nt
Organism: Microcebus murinus (gray mouse lemur)
Lineage: Eukaryota; Metazoa; Chordata; Mammalia; Primates; Cheirogaleidae
Gene: VWCE
Product: von Willebrand factor C and EGF domains
Biological process (GO): cellular response to virus
Cellular component (GO): cytoplasm
Molecular function (GO): calcium ion binding; protein binding
Source: RefSeq, a predicted model, not a curated record
UUGCCCCCGCCCGGGCUCCGCGCCUCCCGGAGAGGCACUGGCGGGCGGGCGGCGCUACCUUUGUGUGUUUCGCUUCGAGGUGCUGGAGACCACCCCCAGCCGGCUGCCGCGUCCCCUCGCGGUCCCAGCCCCUCCUCUCGGCGUCCCCAGCCCCCCGCUCAGCUCCGCGUGCCAGCUCGGGGAUCGCUGGUUCGCUCCCCGCGGCGCCAGGAGGAGGGGCGAGGGCCCGCAGCUCCCUCCCCCGCGCGCGGCGCCGGAGCCGAGCCCAGCCCGGGGGACCCGCCGCCGCCGCCGGUCAUGUGGGCCGGACUGCUCCUCCGGGCCGCCUGCGUCGCGCUCCUGCUGCCCGGGGCCCCGGCCCGAAGCUACACCGGGAGGAAGCCGCCCGGGCACUUCGCGGCGGAGAGGCGCCGGCUGGGCCCCCACGUCUGCCUCUCUGGGUUCGGGAGUGGCUGCUGCCCUGGCUGGGCACCCUCCAUGGGCAGUGGGCACUGCACCCUGCCCCUCUGCUCCUUUGGAUGUGGGAGUGGCAUCUGCAUCGCUCCCAAUGUCUGCUCCUGCCAGGACGGAGAGCAAGGGGCCACGUGCCCAGAGGCCCUUGGACCCUGUGGGGAGUACGGCUGUGACCUUACGUGUAACCAUGGUGGCUGUCAGGAGGUGGCCCGGGUGUGCCCAGUGGGCUUCUUGAUGACAGAGACAGCUGUUGGCAUCAGGUGUACAGACAUCGAUGAAUGUUUAAGCUCCUCUUGCGAGGGCCACUGCGUGAACACGGAAGGCGGCUUCGUGUGCGAGUGUGGGCCGGGUAUGCAGCUAUCUGCCAAUCGCCACAGCUGCCAAGACACUGAUGAAUGCCUAGGGACCCCCUGUCAGCAGAGAUGUAAAAACAGCAUCGGCAGCUACAAGUGCUCCUGUCGAAGCGGCUUCCACCUCCACGGCAACCGGCACUCCUGUGUGGAUGUAAACGAGUGUCGGCGGCCAGUGGAGAGGAGAGUCUGUCACCAUUCCUGCCAUAACACCGUGGGCAGCUUCCUGUGCACGUGUAGACCUGGCUUCAGGCUCCGAGCUGACCGCGUGUCCUGUGAGGCAUUCCCAAAAGCCGUGCUGGCCCCGUCCGCCAUCCUGCAGCCCCGGCAGCACCCCCCCAAGAUGCUCCUGCUGCUUCCAGAGGCGGGCCGGCCUGCCCUGUCCCCUGGACACAGCCCUCCUUCUGGGGCUCCGGGGCCCCCAGCUGGAGUCAGGACCACCCACCUGCCACCCCCCACCCUCCCACUGCCCACAUCCUCCACUUCCGCCCCGACAAGGCUGCUCUCCACUCCAGUGGCCCCCCCAGUGCCUACUGCUGCCCUGCUGGGGACCCUCAGGCCUCCCUCACUCCUCCAGGGGGAGGUGGUGGGGACCCCUCCCUCACCCAGGGGCCCCGAGGCCCCACGACUGGCAACAUGGCCCGCUCCCUGCCGGCACCUGGGAGCCAUAUAUGAAUCCGGGAGCCACUGGACAGAGCCUGGGUGUUCCCAGUGCCGGUGCGAGGAUGGGGAGGUGACCUGUGAAAAGGUGAGGUGUGAAGCUGCUUGUUCCCACCCGAUUCCCUCCAAAGACGGAGGGUGCUGCCCCUCCUGCACAGGCUGUUUUCACAGUGGCGUCGUCCGAGCUGAAGGGGACGUGUUUUCACCUCCCAACGAGAACUGCACCGUCUGUGUCUGCCUGGCUGGAAACGUGUCCUGCAUUUCCCCCGAGUGUCCCCCCGGCCCCUGCCAGACCCCUCCGCAGUCUGAUUGCUGUACUUGUGUCCCAGUGAGAUGCUAUUUCCACGGCCGGUGGUACGCGGACGGGGCUGUGUUCAGUGGGGGUGGUGACGAGUGUACCACCUGUAUCUGCCAGAAUGGGGAGGUGGAAUGUUCCUUCAUGCCCUGUCCAGAGCUGGACUGUCCCCGAGAGGAGUGGUGGCUGGGCCCUGGACAGUGCUGCUUCACCUGCCGGGAGCCCACGCCCAUGACAGGCUGCUCUCUCGACGACAACGGGGUUGAGUUUCCGAUUGGACAGAUCUGGUCGCCCGGUGACCCCUGUGAGUUAUGCAUCUGCCAGGCAGAUGGCUCUGUGAGCUGCAAGAGGACAGACUGUGUGGACUCCUGCCCUCACCCGAUCCGGAUCCCUGGACAGUGCUGCCCAGACUGUUCGGCAGGCUGCACCUACACAGGCAGGAUCUUCUACAACAACGAGACCUUCCCGUCCGUGCUGGACCCGUGUCUGAGCUGCAUCUGCCUGCUGGGCUCAGUGGCCUGUUCACCUGUGGACUGCCCCGUCACCUGCACCUACCCUUUCCACCCUGACGGGGAGUGCUGCCCUGUGUGCCGAGACUGCAACUACGAGGGGCGGAAGGUGGUGAACGGCCAGGUGUUCACCUUGGACGAGGAGCCCUGUACCCGGUGCACCUGCCAGCUGGGAGAGGUGAGCUGUGAGAAGGUCCCCUGCCAGCGGGCCUGCGCCGACCCCUCCCUGCUCCCCGCAGACUGCUGCUCCACCUGCCCAGAUUCUCCGUCUCCUCUGGAAGGAAGGCCGGGGCUCUCCCCUCCCGGAGACAUGGAACUCAGCAAAGCUGCUCGGAGCCCCCGCGGAGACGCCACAGCCCCUGUCAACUGCAGCGCCUGCCCGGGGCCCCCGCCGGCGUCACCCCCAAGGCCGGCGCUCCGUCUGCUCCAGCUCCUCCUGAGGGCGAACCUGUCUAACACACAGACUUCACCCGCGGGCGCUCAGGCUGCACCCUCGCCCGCUCUCGGGCCGCGGGCCACUUUCCCAGGGGAGCCCCGGGCCGUCCAGUCCCCUCAACUCUCUCCAGGGCCUGCGACCCCCCCAGGACCCUCCACUCUACCUCCAGCCUCUCCGGGGGCUCCUCAGCUGCCACCUGUGACUCCGGAGCGCUCCUCCUCGGCCCCUGAGCCCCGGACGGCCUCCAGGUGGCCGCCUCUGCCUGCCACCCUCCUGACUGAAGCUUCAGCACUUUCCACGACAGACCGCAGCCCCUCAGAGACCCGCGUCAGCCCCCUCAGGCCUCGCACGCUCUCUCCUGCCACCGCCAGCCUCUCCGAGGCCCUCGCGGCCACCGCCCGCCCUGGCCCCCAGCACCCGCCGGCGGGCACCCCACGGUGGGAAGAGUCCACCACGUAAGCAGGUCACCGGGCCUGGGAGACUCCGGACAGAGGAGGCUCUGCCAGUGGCCCAGGGCGCGUGCAGGGCGGCUCCGGGCGCGAACUGGCAGGUGGCGCUGGGGUGCCCUCCCUCGGGGCUCCUUGUGGCGUGGAAGCUCCCAGGCUGGAUGCGGCCUUGCUCCCCAGGAGCACUGGGAAUGUGCUGGAAGAAUGAAGCAAAUGGAGCUGUCCACUGUCAGCGUCCUCCCUGGACCACACGCCGCUCAUCGUCGGAGAAAGGGCUGCCACGCUCGCCCCCGGAGGAGGAGUGCCGCACAGGCCGGGACUGCGCCGCCAUCCUCACGUGUCCUCCUCUGGCAUUUCCCGAUUAAAGCUUG